AUGAGUAUACCUUCUUCAUCGUGGUUUAACUUUUGGUCCAAUAAGAAUAAUGGCACUGAGGGAAGCAACCAGGACCAAAAUGUCCAAACAAAACAAAUUGGAGCAGAAGAAGUGUCCGAGGAAAGCGUGGGAGCAAAAAGAAAACCAGUGGCAACUUUACAACCACGACAACUAACGUUGCGACAAAAGACAUCAACCACUUCACUAGCCUCUAAUAAAACAUCAGGCGGUUGGCUAAACUGGAAAAGGGAACCGAUAAGCCAUCACCAAGCUGCAUCGGAGAAUGUCGAAGAUAUAAAUGAAGAUGAGGAACGUGAUGAUGGGAAUGAUGAGGAGAUUGAACCGACAAGUAAUAGCAACGACGAAGAUGAUGUUGCUGAUGACAAUGGUGAUGAGAUAGACGACCACGUGGCUGCCCCACGAAGAGGCAUAAAUUGGUUUUGGAAUAGCAAUUCAAAGAAUAGUGCUAAUGUAGCCAAUGGUGAUCAAUCAGCAAAGAAAGACGAGGUGGAAGAUAACAAGAAAGACGAUAAAAGGGAGGGCGUGAAGGAUGAUGUCAAAGAGGACAAGAAAGAGGACAAGAAAGAGGACAAGAAAGAGGACAAGAAAGAGGACAAGAAAGAAGACAAGAAAGAAGAAAAGGUCAGCAAAUCAAGUAUUGAGACAAACACAAUCUUGACUCCAUCGAUCCCCACUAGACAGGAGUUGACCAAUGCUGCAAAAAAAGUACCCGACGAAGUUCAACAAGAUGAUGCCGUAUUGUACAAACCACACGACAAAGCAGCCCAAUUUAACCAAAUCAAUACUCACAAAAACGAAAACUUGAAAGAAAAUGUCAUUGUACCUAACUGGUCAACGUGCCUCCCCAUAGCUUCUGAAGGACAUGUGUUUCACAAUUCUUCAACUUCAAAUCCCAACAAUUCCAAUCAAACCAUCAGAACAGAUUUAAAAAACUGGAGACAAUUCUUGACCCAAAUAUCAGCCAAGUUUGGCUUCACCAACCCUGCUGACGCAGAACAGGGGCCUGAUAACAAAGCUGAAGAAAAUGUGGGAUUACUAUACGAAAGAUCAUAUAAGCUCUACGGCAAGUCUUUGGCAGUGCUACCACAAUACAAACGUGCUUGCUUACCAAACUAUAACAAGUAUUAUCAUAGUACUGAUGAUCCAAUUUCGCAGUAUCAAGAGGAUCAAGAUGAUCCUAAUGCCAUAACAAUCACCAACGAUGCUAUGGGCAACCUCUUGAUCAACAAUAGGAACAGGAGAAGGGGCCCCGUGAACACAGAGGUUGUAAAUCACAAGUCAGGUCCUUUGAAAAAGAUUAAAAACAUUUUAAUCAUCGGAGUGCAUGGUUUCUUUCCAACGCGAAUGAUACGUCCAAUUAUUGGUGCACCCAAGGGUACUUCCUUGAAAUUUGCCAAUGAAGCAGAAAAAGCCGUCAUUCGUUAUUGUAUUGAUAACAAUCUUAUAGAUGAUGAUCAGUCGAAUGUUAGUAUUCAAAAGAUUGCUUUGGAGAAGGAAGGUAAAAUUUUCGAUCGGGUUCAUUUUUUCACUGAAAUCUUACAAAAAUGGGAAAAGGAACUCAACAAUGCUGAUUUUAUAUUCAUUGCAUCACAUUCACAAGGAUGUGUAGUUUCGAUCAUUUUACUUGCCAGGUUAAUUCGCAUGGGGAUUUUAAAGGACCCGAUACAUAAACGAAUAGGAUUACUUGGUAUGGCUGGUAUCAACAAUGGCCCAUUUUAUGGAGCUGACAAGUCAUUUUUCAUGAAGGCUUAUUCUGCCAUUGAGCAUGAGUCAUUGAAUGAAUUGUUUGAGUUGACGAAAUUUGACAGUUCUCAGUCUGUGGUGUACAGAGAAUCAAUACGAACCAUUAUCAAUGUCAAUGUGAAGAUAUGCUUCAUUGGAUCAAUUAAUGAUCAACUAGUGCCAUUAUAUUCGGCAUUGGCCUCCCAUGUAUUUCAUCCAAACAUUUAUCGUGCUUGCUAUAUCGAUUAUGCAUCUUCGACACCAACGUUUAUUGAGAAACUUGUAUCCAUUUGUUCGAAUCUUUUGAAUUUGGGGUAUUUUGACAACAAUGUCAUCAAAGAGUUGAGCACAUCCUUGGCUGGACCAUUAACGGGUGGUGGACAUUCGAAAAUUUACAAUGACGGUAAAGUAUAUGAUUUGGGGAUAAAAUAUUUUUUGGAUACAGAUGACUUGGUCAUCCCUCAUGAUGGGAAGAUAGACUACGACGAUUUUGAUAAUAGCGAGUUACCAGUUUCUAAUCAGGUUUACAUCAAGGAGUUCAAUGUGGGUAAAAUUGGCACCAAUCCGUAUAUUUUACCAUGGUGUUUACGAGGAUUGUUGUUCAACAUUGAAAAGAAUUGGCCCAGCAGAAACUAUUUUAUCAAUGAGCACGAUGGUUCCAAGGAGGAGACGAGUUUGACUAAUGGGUUCACCGAAGUGCACGAACUAUACGACACAUUUGAACAAUGGAAGCCAACGGCAAAGAUCCAUAAGGAUUUGAAGUUUAGAUUGAAUGGGUUUAGAGCAAGUAAGUUAUGA
Lodderomyces parapsilosis is the source of this 2541-nucleotide messenger RNA. RefSeq lists its product as uncharacterized. Lineage: Eukaryota; Fungi; Ascomycota; Pichiomycetes; Serinales; Debaryomycetaceae. The transcript has a single exon. The coding region runs from base 1 to 2541 and encodes 846 amino acids. The record is from RefSeq and is a predicted model, not a curated record.